Messenger RNA from Melozone crissalis (California towhee), 582 nucleotides. It is a transcript of the gene ESM1, whose product is annotated as endothelial cell specific molecule 1. The transcript is spliced from 3 exons. NCBI's taxonomy places the organism in Eukaryota, Metazoa, Chordata, Aves, Passeriformes, Passerellidae. Gene Ontology annotation, cellular component: extracellular region. The coding region runs from base 1 to 582 and encodes 193 amino acids. The record is from RefSeq and is a predicted model, not a curated record.
AUGGAGCAUUUACCCCUGCAAGACAUGAAGGGCUUCCUGUUCCUCACCCUCCUCCUGCUGCCCGUGCCUGCUGGAGCUGCCUGGAGUGCGAAAUACGCAGUAGAUUGCCCUGAUCCCUGUGACAGUAACGCAUGCAAAAGCACCGCGCGCUGCAAGCGGACGGUGCUGGAUGACUGUGGCUGCUGCAGAGUGUGUGCAGCUGCACUGGGGGAGACUUGCUAUCGUACUGUCUCGGGUAUGGAUGGUGUCAAGUGUGGCCCUGGGCUGAAGUGCCAGUUUUACACUGAGGAGGAUGACUUUGGUGAUGAAUUUGGUAUCUGCAAAGAGUGUCCCUAUGGUAGCUAUGGAAUGGAAUGCAGGAAAACCUGCAACUGUCCCUCCGGCAUCUGUGACAGAGUAACAGGGAAGUGUCUGAAGUUCCCGUUUUUUCAACUAUCUGCUUCAAAGCCUCCAAAUCGACGAAAAAUAUCCUCACACACAGAUAGUGACAUGGCAUCAGGGGAUGGAAAUUCUGUAAAAGAGGAAUUUGUUAAAGAGAAAGUUAUUCGCUCUCCAGUAAUGAAAUGGCUAAAUCCUCGCUGA